Messenger RNA from Lodderomyces elongisporus, 3477 nucleotides. It is a transcript of the gene PKC1, whose product is annotated as protein kinase C. The transcript has a single exon. The record is from RefSeq and is a predicted model, not a curated record. Lineage: Eukaryota; Fungi; Ascomycota; Pichiomycetes; Serinales; Debaryomycetaceae. Gene Ontology annotation, biological process: signal transduction; fungal-type cell wall biogenesis; protein phosphorylation. Gene Ontology annotation, cellular component: nucleus; cytoplasm. Gene Ontology annotation, molecular function: ATP binding; diacylglycerol-dependent serine/threonine kinase activity. Bases 1 to 3477 code for a protein of 1158 amino acids.
AUGUCAAACAAUCCUACUAAGCAGGACCGCUCGGAAGCGAUCAAGGAUAUAAAGAGUAAGAUUGCCAUAGAGCGGAACAUCAUUCAAGGAUAUCAGGAUGUGAAGCGAAAUUCGACGAAUGCUGAGGUUGUACAAAAGUGUAAGUCGAAAAUUGUUGAGUCGCAAACAUUGAUUGAUUUCUACCUGGACUCCUUAAACAAGUUGAUGAGACAGAUGCGGGAAUUAGACACCAAGAGUAGUGCCGAUGACGACAGGAGCUCUCGAAGCAGAAUGUCGGUGACGAAGCCAACUUUUUCUAGGUUUGAUCUUAUCAAGUAUGAGUGUCCUUCUUUAGGUCACAAGAUACAGCACAUGAUCCAACAGUUGCAAUUUAAGCUUCAAGUGGAGAACCAGUAUCGUGAAGCAAACAUGAAAAUUUCACAUUUGUAUUUGAUGGACGGAGAUAAGUCUUCGAGUAAUGCAGCCGAGGGCGGUAGAGCUGAAAGCGAUCAGAAGAUUCAGUUACUUGAAAAGACUUUGAGGAAAUAUCAAAGCUUUAAUAUCAACUAUGACGAUUUUAACAAGGACUAUGAAAUCAUGGAUACGCCAAAGCAUGUAAGAAAACCUUUAAGUGGAAAACUCACUAUUGGGGUAACAUGUGUUAGAGAUGUGGAUCACAUGGCUACAGCGGCUUUCAAAAAGCGUGAAACCAUUGUUGUUGUGAAGAUUGAUGAUGUCGAGAAAGCUCGUACGAGGCCCUCGAAGAAUGACAACUGGUCAGAGGAAAUGAUCAUCAACGUUGAUAAGAGUCACGAAAUUGAACUCACGGUAAUGGAUAAACAAGCUGGGAAUUACGUGCCAAUAGCAAUCAACUGGCUUUCAUUAUUUGACCUCGCGGAAGAGAUUCGUAAGAAAAAAGUUGCAAAUGAUCCUGGGGCAAGUGGAUGGUUGCCGGCAUCGAAUUUGCCCCAGACAAGUGAUUAUGAUCAAACCCCAUUCCAAAGUAGCUCCAAUACAAGCCAAGGCUCGUCGUUAACACUUCCCGUACAAAACGACUUAGCUCCAUCUAAAUCUCCUAUAAAGGGAGACCGGGAUGUUUCAGAGCGUCAAAAGAUUCUGGUCAAUACCUGGAUCAGUCUUGAGCCAUGCGGCCAAAUGCUUGUGAAUUUGAAUUUUGAGAAAUCAGUUUCGGAAGGUAAACAAUUUGCUGGACCUCUUGGACGUCAUGGCGCUAUUCGUCAAAAGAAAGAAGAAAUUUUCGAACAGCAAGGACAUCAUUUUGUGCAAAAACAAUUUUAUAAUAUCAUGUGUUGUGCACUUUGUGGUGAGUUUCUUCGAUACACUGGAUUUCAAUGUCAAGAUUGUAAGUUUUUGUGUCAUAAAAAAUGUUACCAAAAGGUUGUUACCAAGUGUAUUUCGAAACCUGGCUCCAAUGAUGACGCGGCUCAGCUCAAACAUCGUAUCCCACAUAGAUUUGAGCCCAUCACGAACCACGGAACGAAAUGGUGUUGUCACUGUGGAUAUCUUUUGCCAUGGGGGAAAAAGAAUGCUCGGAAAUGUUCUGAGUGUGGAGUCAUGUGCCAUGCACACUGUACCCAUUUGGUGCCGGACCUUUGUGGAAUGUCUUUGCAAAUGGCCAAUGAAAUUUUAGCAACUAUAAAAUCAACCAAAGUUUCACCAAAGAAGGACUCACCAACUAGAGAAAAGUUUGUUCCAAGUGGAAAUGAGCACCAAUCUCCUUUGUCACAACAAAGACAAAAACCAAAGGCAUUACCACCAAAACCUGCAACACUGGCAAUGCCUUCUUAUAAUGUUGUGCCCACUUUGAAUAAUCAGUACCAACAGCACAAACUGCACCGCGAAGAUGACAGAAACAUUGAAAAACCUUUUGAGUCAAAGUUACCUACAACUUACCAGAACCACCAACUUCAAGAACCUGCAGCGGUGAACGAGUAUCCACGUGCGGGAAGAAGACGCCCACCAACAACGGAGACAGAAGAACAAGCAGAACAAGCAGAACAAGAGGAAGACGGUAAAAGAGGAACAGAAGCGGUAAGGCAAUCAAGAGCGUUUGCGGCCGAGAAAAACCAGUUGCAAACUCCAGAGAAACAUAGAAAUCAAUCAAUUUUUGGCCAUGAGGAUGAUGAUAAUGAUGAUGAUGAUGAUGAUGAUGAUGAGUAUGCUCAACAGCAUGGCGGGGCUCAUAAUAAAGCUCGCCUGAAUGUACUGGAAGUCCAAUACGAUGGAAAAAAUAUUGAUCUUUCUCAAACCGAUAUCAAAAACAUCAAAGAUAAUGACGGUAAGCGUGAUAAUAUUCGUAAUACGUUUGAGAAUUUCGAAUACAACAAUCAUUCAACGCAAGACCAAGUUGUUCCAAUGGAUGUGGAUACUAGCAACCACGUGGAAAGCCCAUUUGCAGAUCAACAUCAGCAGCUCCAAAAAGAACCAUCAAAAGCACACUCUAAAUCUUCAAAGAGUAAACGUCGUAGAAGAAAAGUUGGUUUGGACGACUUCCAAUUCUUGGCUGUUUUGGGUAAGGGUAAUUUUGGUAAAGUAAUGUUGGCCGAGUCGAGACACACCCAAAAAUUAUGUGCAAUCAAAGUUCUAAAGAAGGAUUUUAUUGUUGAAAACGAUGAAGCAGAAAGUGUUAAAUCCGAGAAACGAGUAUUUCUAACCGCAAAUAAGGAGAUGCAUCCAUUCUUGUUGAAUUUGCAUUGCUGCUUUCAAACCGAGAAUAGAAUAUACUUUGUUAUGGAAUACAUUUCUGGUGGUGACUUGAUGUGGCAUAUUCAGAAUAAUAGAUUCACAGCACGAAGAGCCAAGUACUAUGCUUGUGAGGUCUUGCUUGGUUUAAAGUAUUUCCAUGAUAGUGGUAUAGUAUACCGUGACUUGAAGUUGGAUAACAUCUUGCUAACGACUAAGGGCCAUAUCAAAAUUGCAGAUUACGGUUUGUGUAAGGAAAAUAUGUGGCACGGGAACACCACGUCAACGUUUUGUGGUACUCCGGAAUUUAUGGCUCCAGAAAUUGUCACUGGUAAGAAAUACGAUCGAUCUGUAGACUGGUGGGCGUUUGGUGUAUUGUUGUUUCAAAUGCUUUUAUGUCAGUCGCCAUUCAAAGGUGAUGAUGAGGAUGAUAUUUUCAAUGCCAUUGAGCACGAUGAAGUCAAAUUCCCGGUUAGUUUAUCUGGCCCAACUGUUUUGGUUUUGCAAGCGUUGUUGACGAAGGACCCACAGCAGAGAUUGGGUAGUAGCGAACGUGACGCUGAAGAGAUUAUGGAGCAUCCAUAUUUCCAAGAUGUCAAUUUUGAUGACGUUUUGAAUUGCCGCGUGCCUCCUCCUUUUAUUCCUGAAUUGAAAUCCGAACAUGAUUACUCCAAUUUCGAUAAGGAGUUUACUUCAGAGACACCACGAUUGACACCGGUAGAGACAGUGUUGACUUCAGAAAUGCAAGAGCAGUUCAGAGGAUUCUCACAUAUUUCUGACCACGCUUCUAUCUAG